UUAAACUUGGAGCUGCCGCCUCGUCCCCUGUCUUCUCCUCCACCUCCUCUUCCUCCUCCUCCUCCUCCUCCUCCUCCUCCUCCUCCUCCUCCUCCGGCAGGCGAGCGAGCGGCUCGGUGCAGCCGGGAGACGUGCAGCUGGAGCUGGGCUGCCCGCCCUCCGACCCCCCGGGGGGCUGGUGGAGAUGACUUCUGGCCGGGAGAAGACGACCGCCGAGGAGGCAAAGUUUCGGGGCAGCUGAACGGCCUCUGGCCACACACAGCCCUUCCGAGCCCGGUCACCUCCCUCGGCUAUGGAGGGCGGACUCUAAAAUGAAUUCCGAUCUGGACAUCGGCCACAACACAUCAGCACCUGCCCACUGGGGAGACUUGAAAGAUGCCAACUUCACUGGCCCCAACCAGACCUCGAGCAACUCCACACUGCCCCAGCUGGACGUCACCAGGGCCAUCUCUGUGGGCCUGGUGCUGGGCGCCUUCAUCCUCUUUGCCAUCGUGGGCAACAUCCUCGUCAUCUUGUCUGUGGCCUGCAACCGGCACCUGCGGACGCCCACCAACUACUUCAUCGUCAACCUGGCCAUAGCGGAUCUGCUGUUGAGCUUCACCGUCCUGCCCUUCUCCGCCACCCUGGAGGUGCUGGGCUACUGGGUGCUGGGGCGCAUCUUCUGUGACAUCUGGGCAGCCGUGGACGUCUUGUGCUGCACGGCCUCCAUCCUGAGCCUCUGCGCCAUCUCCAUAGAUCGCUACAUCGGGGUACGCUACUCUCUGCAGUACCCCACGCUGGUCACCCGGAGGAAGGCCAUCUUGGCCCUACUCAGUGUCUGGGUCUUGUCCACCGUCAUCUCCAUCGGUCCGCUCCUGGGAUGGAAGGAGCCAGCGCCCAACGAUGACAAGGAAUGUGGGGUCACUGAGGAACCCUUCUAUGCCCUCUUCUCCUCCCUGGGCUCCUUCUACAUCCCUCUGGCCGUCAUCCUGGUCAUGUACUGCCGUGUCUACAUCGUGGCCAAGAGGACAACCAAGAACCUGGAGGCAGGAGUCAUGAAGGAGAUGUCCAACUCCAAGGAGCUGACCCUGAGAAUCCACUCCAAGAACUUUCACGAGGACGCCCUCAGCAGCACCAAGGCCAAGGGCCACAACCCUCGGAGUUCCAUAGCGGUCAAACUUUUUAAAUUCUCCAGGGAAAAGAAAGCCGCCAAGACCCUGGGCAUCGUGGUCGGCAUGUUCAUCCUGUGUUGGCUUCCCUUCUUCAUUGCUCUCCCACUCGGCUCGCUGUUCUCCGCCCUGAAGGCCCCGGAGGCCGUGUUCAAGGUGGUGUUCUGGCUGGGCUACUUCAACAGCUGCCUCAACCCCAUCAUCUACCCGUGCUCCAGCAAGGAGUUCAAGCGCGCCUUCGUGCGCAUCCUGGGCUGCCAGUGCCGGGGCGCUCGCCGCCGCCGCCGCCGCCGCCGUCGCCUGGGCGGCUGUGCGCACGCCGGCUACCGGCCGUGGACGCGCGGCGGCUCGCUGGAGCGCUCGCACUCGCGCAAGGACUCGCUGGACGACAGCGGCAGCUGCCUGAGCGGCAGCCAGCGGACCCUGCCGUCGGCCUCGCCCAGCCCGGGCUACCUGGGCCGGGGAGCUCCGCCGUCCGUCGAGCUCUACGCCUUCCAGGAGUGGAAGUCUCCCGGGGGAGCUCUGCUCAGCCUGCCGGUCCCCGAGCCUCCGGGUCGCCGGGGACGCCACGACUCGGGGCCCCUGUUCACCUUCAAGCUCCUGGCCGAUGCCGAGAGCCCGGGCACCGAUGGGGACGCCAGCAUCGAGGGCUGCGAGGACGUGGCCAACGGGCAGCCGGGCUUCAAGAGCAACAUGCCCCUGGCACCCGGGCAGUUUUAGGGGGUGUCCCCAUCGCCCCCUCCCUCGUGCACAGCACCCCCUCCUGGGGGAGGUGACCAUCGUGGGGAGGGGGGUGGAGGCAGGGAGGGAGGGAGCGUCAGCUCCGGGGAGACCCAGGCCGCAA
Molecule: messenger RNA, 1992 nt
Organism: Jaculus jaculus (lesser Egyptian jerboa)
Lineage: Eukaryota; Metazoa; Chordata; Mammalia; Rodentia; Dipodidae
Gene: Adra1b
Product: adrenoceptor alpha 1B
Exons: 2
Coding region: 312-1868 (518 amino acids)
Biological process (GO): cell-cell signaling; regulation of cardiac muscle contraction; adenylate cyclase-activating adrenergic receptor signaling pathway
Cellular component (GO): membrane
Molecular function (GO): alpha1-adrenergic receptor activity
Source: RefSeq, a predicted model, not a curated record